Molecule: messenger RNA, 1434 nt
Organism: Nilaparvata lugens (brown planthopper)
Lineage: Eukaryota; Metazoa; Arthropoda; Insecta; Hemiptera; Delphacidae
Product: cuticle protein
Exons: 3
Coding region: 114-1250 (378 amino acids)
Cellular component (GO): extracellular matrix
Source: RefSeq, a predicted model, not a curated record
CCCUUGCAAAUUACUAUGUAGACUUGGACUCAGGGUUGUUGGAUGGUGUUGGUAUAAAUAUUCGACACCCCGUUCAAUCGGUACACAGUCAGUUACCCGACUCAGUCACAGAAAUGGCUUUCUCGUUCGUCAUCCUCGCCGCCUUCGUGGCAGCCGCCAACGCUGGAGUGAUCGGCGCACCCGCCGUAGUCGCCCCAGGCGCACCCCUCAGCUAUGCCGCCCCCGCAUACGCCGCCCCUGCCUACAAGGUAGCCGCCCCCGUCGCAUACGCUGCCCCCGCAUACGCUCCCCACGCAUACGCCGCCCCCGUCGCUAAGGUCGCCGCUCCUCUCGCUUACGCCGCCCCCGCCUACGCCAAGGUUGCCGCCCCCGUCGCCUACGCACCCAAGGCCGUCGUCGCUGACGAGUACGACCCCAACCCACAGUACAGCUACGCCUACGACAUCCAGGAUGCUCUGACCGGAGACUCCAAGAGCCAGCACGAGAGCCGAUCCGGAGAUGUUGUCCAGGGUAGCUACUCCCUUGUUGAACCCGAUGGCACCAGGAGGACCGUCGAGUACACCGCUGACCCACACAACGGAUUCAACGCCGUCGUCCACAAGGAGCCCGCUGGUCACCCAGUUGUCGCCAAGGUUGCCGCCCCCGUCGCCAAGGUCGUCGCCGCCCCCGUCGCCUACGCCGCCCCCAUUUUCGUUCUUGCCUCCGCCCUUGUGGCAGCAGCUCAGGCUGGAGUGAUCGGCGCACCCGCCGUAGUCGCCCCAGGUGCACCCCUCAGCUAUGCCGCCCCCGCAUACGCUGCCCCUGCCUACAAGGUAGCCGCCCCUGUGGCAUACGCUGCCCCCGCAUACGCUCCCCACGCAUACGCCGCCCCCGUCGCCAAGGUUGCCGCCCCUGUGGCCUACGCCGCCCCCCUUGCCAAGGCUGUUGAUGCUGAUUACGACCCCAACCCACAGUACAGCUAUGCCUACGACAUCCAGGAUGCUCUGACCGGAGACUCCAAGAGCCAGCACGAGAGCCGAUCCGGAGAUGUUGUCCAGGGCAGCUACUCCCUUGUCGAGCCCGAUGGCUCCCGCAGGACCGUCGAGUACACCGCUGACCCCGUCAACGGAUUCAACGCCGUCGUCCACAAGGAGCCCGCUGGUCACCCAGUCGUCGCCAAGGUUGCUGCCCCCGUCGCAUACGCCGCCCCCGUCGCCAAGGUCGCUGCCCCAGUUGCCUACGCCGCCGCCCCCGCUUACUACCACCACUAAGAAUUUCCGACAAAUUUUUCCCACCUCCAACAAAAUUCUUCUCUAAAAAUUUCUAAAGACGGUACAACGAUUGCUCAAUCAUCAUUGACAACCUCACCUAGUCUCAACAUCUCAUCUUCAUCAUCAUUAUUUAUUGAAAAUCUAUUUAUUUCCAAACUGCAAUAAAACAGAAAACCUAUACAAA